This is a messenger RNA of Trichoderma asperellum CBS 433.97, 1835 nucleotides long. NCBI's taxonomy places the organism in Eukaryota, Fungi, Ascomycota, Sordariomycetes, Hypocreales, Hypocreaceae. The record is from RefSeq and is a predicted model, not a curated record.
GCAUUUGUCUGACUGCAUCGCCACAUAGACGCCCAUUGUCGACUUCUUGGCAUCUGGAUCUGCGCCGCCAAUUGUGCCUGGUUUGCACGGCCAGACACGCCAAUCCACUCAGGCACCCAGCUGUGGCUUAAUUUUAUUUUGCAACUGAGACGGCCUGGCACUGCGACAGGGGAGCGGGGAUCUAACUGCAUGAGACGCGGGGCAGUGCUUGGGCUUAGACCCCCCAUUGUCUGCGAGCCAAGCCCAGGGAUCCUUUUUGUGCGAUCACCAGCAAAUAUCUCCUUCGCAGACCAUCGUAUUCGCCGCGCCGGUGGCCUGCCAUGUCGUCGGCAAAAGCCACCAAGAAGAGCGCGUUCUCGUGCGAGCCGUGCCGUAGACGCAAGGUCAAAUGCGGCGGCGAGCAGCCUAUGUGCCAACGCUGUGCUGCUCGCAACGAUGAAUGCGUAUACAAACUGAACCCGACGCUGUCGUACACGCAGCGUCUUGAGGACCGCAUCAAGGAACUGGAAGAGCAGCUGGCAAAGGCCACGGCGACGACAACAACAACACCACCUGUGGCCACCGACAGCAAAUCCCCCAUAUCAACUCACUCAAGCCCCUCGCCCUUCGGUGGCACUCAGCAAGAUGGGCGGCAGCAGAUCGACGACAGCAUCAGCCGGAGUUUCCGAGCACUGAAGAUAGAUGACAAAGGCAGCAUCACGUAUCACGGGACUACGAGCUUUUUCAACCUCCCCAGCGAUCGCACCUCCGCGGUCACGGCAGUUGACCUGCACCCCACGGCAGCCGAUAUCGAAAGUCAGCGAAGAGAACGUCUCGUCUCAAAUGCGUGGCAACAACGCGUAUUGGAGGAGCAUUCUGGAAUUCCCGAACCUUUCCAAACACUUCUGAAUGUUCACUGGUGCUGGAUACAACCCCUUUUCAACUUCAUCUACAGGCCUGCCUUUACUCGUGAUAUGCAGUCCUUGGGUCCAUAUUACUCGCAUACGCUUCUAAAUGCCGUCCUGUCACAUUCAAUACGAUGGGCAAAGAGCGAUCCCAAUACACGGCGCAUACUCGACGAGUCGUACGAUGGUGGUGCGGUCUUUGGUAAGCACGCACGCAGCAUGCUGUUUGAAGAGCUAAGUAGAGGCGUCUGCACGAUUCCGACGAUUCAGACAUUGCUCCUCCUGAGCGCUCAGGAGUGCAGCCUUGGAAACACAACCCAAGCCUGGACAUAUAGUGGCUUGGCGUUUCGAUUGAUUGACCACUUGGGAAUACACGUCGAUGGGGAACGCUAUCCUGGGUCCGUGCAGUUCAGCGACGAAGAGGUAGAAAUUCGGCAUCGAGUCUUUUGGUCAUGUUAUUUCUGGGACAAAAUCAUAAGCCUUUAUCUCGGUCGAUCACCAUCGUUAAAACACACUAUGGUAUCCCCACCUCAGAUGAUGUUUGAUGACUCUGCUGAAAACGAGUUGUGGGUUCCCUUUGGAGCGCCUCCACUUCAAACUGCACCGUGGAAGUACCCACCUGCCACGGCCCAUUCAGCCUCGUGUUUCCUAAGCAUGUGUCGGCUGUCCGUCAUAUUCAACGAGAUUUUGAUUCACAUGUAUGAUCCACUCAUGCAGAACACAGAGUCGGAGAUUCUAGAGUGCUUGGUCGCGCAGGAACCGGCUUUACAGCAGUGGUGGGAUGAGUUGGCGCCGUAUCUGAAGCUCGAUCCUGCGGCUCUGCCUGCACUGGCCCCACCGUCUCAUAUUGUCACCACCAAGUAAGCUCAAGCGAAUAGAAUAUUGAGUUUGCAGCUUGUUAACCAUUCAAUAGUUGCCUUUUCCAGACGUUUAAAAUACUUCUCUACCGCC